UUCCUGGCUGGUUUUUAACCACCAUCACCGGCCUACGUACUCAGAGAUAACAGACCAUCUGACACCUUUCUUUUCAUGGUAAACUUUUAUAAAAACAGCCAGAGUUCUGGGAAGGUGAGCCACUUCCAAGAUAUACAUCAAUUUGACAAGAGACCACACAACCAGUCUCCCGCCGAGCCACGCCCAAGGGGGGAGGGGCUUGGACUGCGCGUGCGUGCUGGUUCCAUUCCAAAUCCUGGCCCCCUGGAAAACCGGACUAGAAAAGCUGUCCCGCUGCCUCCCAGCUGCAGAGUUUACCCCAGGUUCUUUGGUCUCCGACGGCCUUUCUACGCACACGCAGCCAUGUCUUCCGGCAGACCCGUGGCACUGGUGACUGGUGCUAACAAAGGAAUCGGAUUCGCGAUCGUACGUGAUCUGUGUCGUAAAUUCUCGGGGGACGUGGUGCUCACGGCGCGGGACGAGUCACGGGGCCACGAGGCGGUGAAGCAGCUGCAGGCGGAGGGCCUGAGCCCACGCUUCCACCAACUGGACAUCGACAACCCGCAGAGCAUCCACACGCUGCGCGACUUUCUGCUUCAGGAGUACGGAGGACUGAACGUGCUAGUCAACAAUGCGGGCAUCGCCUUCAAAGUUGUUGACCCCACCCCCUUCCACAUUCAAGCAGAGGUGACAAUGAAAACCAACUUUUUUGGUACCCAAGAUGUCUGCAAGGAGCUACUCCCUAUAAUAAAACCCCAAGGUGAGUCUGGCCCAGCUCCUCUCCCUCUCUGCACCUGCCUCUCUGCCACUUGGAGGUGUGGCUCUGCUCCUUGGUGUCUGUUCUAUCUUUGCAUACCCAGCUCUUCUUUAACCUUUCAGUAUGAUUCCAAGGUCCCUUGGUUCCACCUCCUCACCCCUGAGGGGGUUUUAGGAUUCCAAUUAUCUCAAUACACUUCACAUACAUACUAACAUCACACUGCUCACAAUAGCCUGUCCCCACAAGUCCCCAGGUUGGACCCAAGUGCCUCCAUCAGCUCAGUCUCACAGCAGGUCUCAGCUGUCAAGCUGCACUCCUGCAAACCCUGAGGGGGCCUCCUUUCUGGAGCAGCCUUUUUUCCUGGGCUUCUACACCUCUUACAGAACCCUUCCCCUCCUAAAAAUCCUUUAGGAAGUAGAUCAGGUCUUUAGCAUGGUUCACAGGACUCUGUAAUCUGACCUUCCUUCCUCUGGGCUCAUGUUAGCGCCCCAUCAACAAGCUUCACCUUUCUGCAAAACAAGCUAUCACCUGACUUUCAUCGUGAAGUGCUGUAACACCCCCAAAUCUCUGGAUAGCAUAUGAACCACUGCUCAUUAAAUACACACCAGUGAAGACAAGUGAGCUGCUUUGGAAAUGUGAGUCUCUGGUACAGAGUUGACUAAGUAUAGCUCUCUCCAGGACUCCUCUCUCCAGAAUGCCCUCUGGACCAGACCUCAUGGUCAUCUGGCUUCGCUACCCACCCAAACCUUGACGGCGAGACAGCAGAUUCUGGGCUAUUUGAGUCCUUUUCUGUGCAUCCCUGUCUCAACUGAAAUCUUGGGGAUCUAAUGUCUCACCGUUUGUAAAGUGUUGCUCCUGUGUCCGCAUCUCUACAUGAUGAUGUGUUUUCAGGCAGAGUGGUGAAUGUAUCAAGCAGCGUGAGUCUCCGGUCCCUGAAAAGCUGCAGCCCGGAGCUGCAGCAGAAGUUUCGAAGUGAGACCAUCACUGAGGAAGAGCUGGUGGGGCUCAUGAACAAGUUUGUAGAGGAUGCAAAGAAAGGAGUCCAUGCGAAAGAAGGCUGGCCCGAUAGUGCAUAUGGGGUCACCAAGAUUGGGGUGACAGUCCUGUCCAGAAUCUAUGCCAGGAAACUCAAUGAGGAAAGGGGAGGGGACAAGAUCCUCCUGAAUGCCUGCUGCCCUGGGUGGGUCAGAACCGACAUGGCAGGACCAAAAGCCCCCAAAAGCCCAGAAGAAGGAGCAGAGACCCCCGUGUACUUGGCCCUUUUGCCUCCAGAUGCAGACGGGCCUCACGGGCAGUUUGUUCAAGAUAAAAAAGUUGAACCCUGGUGAAUCCAACUCUCACACCCCCCACCCCUUCUAUCCUGACUUGGUGAAAGCCAAGGGACAUUUAUAAUAUACCAUCACUUCUGGAAAAAUAAACAUAACUAAGUCUUUAAGCACACAA
This is a messenger RNA of Rattus rattus (black rat), 2179 nucleotides long. RefSeq names its product carbonyl reductase [NADPH] 1. The coding region runs from base 76 to 948 and encodes 290 amino acids. The record is from RefSeq and is a predicted model, not a curated record. Lineage: Eukaryota; Metazoa; Chordata; Mammalia; Rodentia; Muridae. Gene Ontology annotation, molecular function: carbonyl reductase (NADPH) activity. The transcript is spliced from 2 exons.